CACCGCGAACACUGAACUGCUCAUCGACGACCCCUUCAGUGCACUCUUUCUGCCAGAGCAGGGCGAAUAUUCGUCUUACUAGGCCUUAAAGGGCAACACCCACAGUUCGCACAGAAUGCCCCGCUCUCGCUCGCCUCCCCCACGCCGCCGAGACUAUGAUCGAGGCAGAGACGACAGAGACUACCCACGGCGUGAAGACCGCGGGUAUUCACGUAGAGACGACCGAAGGGACGAUCGAAAAUACUCUCGAAGAGACGACCGCGACGACGAGGAUUCCAAGUACGGACCGCCGCGCGAAUACAGCGAGCGUGAUCGGGAACGGGAGCGCCAGCGGGACAGGGAUCGCUAUGAGCGCCGACGGGACGACGACAGAGGGAGGGGGGACACUAGCAGUAGACGGGGCUCGGAGAGAAGGUCAGCUUCCCCGCGGCGAGAGGGCUCGAAGUCCGUGCCGCCAGAAGACAAGGGAAAGCCGAAUUACGCGCCGUCGGGGUUGCUGGCGGCGGAGACGAACACAGUGAAGACUGCGGACGGCAACAGUACGCUCCUCAAGUACAAUGAACCCCCUGAAGCGCGCAAGCCGCUGCAGGGCUGGAGGCUGUACGUGUUCAAGGGUGACGAGCAAGUCGAACUACUCCAUAUCAAUCGCCAGAGCGCCUACUUGAUUGGCCGCGACCGGCUGGUCUGCGACAUCUACAUCGAGCACCCAUCCUGCUCAAAGCAGCACGCCGUCAUCCAGUACCGCCAGAUCAAAGAGAAGAAUGAGUUUGGCGAGGUCAAGGGGGUAAUCAAACCCUUCGUCAUAGACCUCGAGUCCACUAAUGGCACGCAGGUAAACGGGGAGAAGAUCCCAGAAUCGCGGUACUACGAGCUGAAGCUGAAUGACGUCAUAAAGUUUGGGACGUCCGCGCGGGAGUACGUCCUCCUGCACGACGAUGUAUCGUGACCGGUCCUUUAGGAUCCAAGCUCGGUCCUCCGCUAUCCCUAGCUCGCUGCAUUGACCUGUGUGAUAUCGAUGCCACAGGCGCGGGGAGAGAUCCUUGGAGACGAGUGGAAGGAUGCCUCGCGUAGGUGAAGAGGAGCGUCACGCCAGUAAAGAGAGGCCUCGUGCGCACCUCAUUUUUUCCAUAGGCUUUCCUGCCCGCGCGCCCGUGGGUGGCGAACAUUGUACCCGGCUUGCUUUGUUGUCUUCAAUCUAAUCACACCGGAGACCUCGAA
This is a messenger RNA of Schizophyllum commune H4-8, 1218 nucleotides long. RefSeq names its product SMAD/FHA domain-containing protein. Gene Ontology annotation, molecular function: mRNA binding; protein binding. Gene Ontology annotation, biological process: maintenance of RNA location; mRNA splicing, via spliceosome. Gene Ontology annotation, cellular component: nucleus. Lineage: Eukaryota; Fungi; Basidiomycota; Agaricomycetes; Agaricales; Schizophyllaceae. The record is from RefSeq and is a predicted model, not a curated record. Bases 116 to 946 code for a protein of 276 amino acids. The transcript is spliced from 5 exons.